GAGGGACUGCGGCGGGCAUUCUAAGACUGGGGGGAACUGACUUGGUAUCACUGACAUCCCCAGUGACACCAAUACAGUGUACAGUGCUAAAAAAAAACACUGACACUGUACUAAUGGCACUGGGCAGGAAGGGGUUAACAUGAGGGGCGAUCAAAGGGUUAACUGUGUGCUGUUUCACUAUGUGUGCUGUGUGUGUUUUUACUACGUAAGCAUGCUGCUUUGUAUUGUUCUGUCAUGCAGGGCAAUACACAGCAGCAUGCUGGUGCUG
Molecule: messenger RNA, 268 nt
Organism: Staurois parvus
Lineage: Eukaryota; Metazoa; Chordata; Amphibia; Anura; Ranidae
Source: the annotation of a GenBank genome assembly